UCAUCUGCACCAGUGUAGCCUCAGCUCAGUAUCAGGCAAGAAGAGAAGACGACAUUUAUUUCCGCCCCUCGGGAUCUCGAUAACAGCCGGACAGCCAUGGGCGAGGAAGCCCCGGCCGCGGUCACCGCGGCGGCGGCGGCGACGUCGUCGGCGCCCCACUUGCUCCUCAUAUGCUUCCCGGGGCAGGGCCACGUCAACCCCAUGCUCCGCCUCGCCAAGCGCUUCGCGGCCAAGGGUCUCCUGGUCACCUUCUCCUCGACCUCGUAUGUUGGAGGCAAGAUCACGGCCUCGUCCGGGGUGGAGGCUGGAGGCGACGGCGUGCCGCUCGGCCGCGGCCGCAUAAGGUUCGAGUUCUUGGACGACGAUUUCGACGGGAACGAGCUCGACGCCCUGAUGCGGCACCUGGAGACGUCCGGCCCGGUGGCGUUCGCGGAGCUGCUGAGGCGCCAGGAGGCGGCGGGGCGACCGGUGACGUGCGUCGUCGGGAACCCGUUCCUCCCGUGGGCGGUCGACGUCGCCCACGACGCCGGCAUACCCACGGCGGUGCUGUGGGUGCAGUCGUGCGCCGUGUUCUCGCUCUACUACCACCACGUGCACGGGCUCGUGGAGUUCCCGCCCGAGGACGACCUGGACGCGCGGGUCAAGCUCCCGGGGCUCCCGGCGCUGUCCGUCGCCGACGUGCCGUCGUUCCUGCUGCCGUCGAACCCCUACAAGCUCCUCACCGAGGCGAUACUGAAGCAGUUCCGCACCAUCCACAAGGCGUCGUGGGUGUUCGUCAACUCCUUCGCUGAGCUGGAGGCCGACGUGGUGGACGCGCUCCCGGGCGUCUCGCCGCCGCCGCCGCCGCUCAUCCCCGUGGGCCCGCUCGUCGAGCUGGAGGAGGAGGGCGCCGUGCGCGGCGACAUGAUCAAGUCGGCAGACGACUGCGUGGGGUGGCUGGACGCGCAGGCGCCGCGCUCCGUCGUGUACGCGUCGCUCGGCAGCGUCGUGGUGCUGUCCGCCGAGGAGCUGGCCGAGAUGGCGCACGGGCUCGCGUUCACCGGCCGCCCCUUCCUGUGGGUGGUUCGGCCGGACUGCAGCGCGAUGCUCCCGGAGGGGUACCUGGACUCCGUCGCCGGGCGCGGCAUGGUGGUGCCAUGGAGCCCGCAGGACCUGGUGCUCGCGCACCCGUCCACGGCCUGCUUCCUCACGCACUGUGGCUGGAACUCCACGCUGGAGACGCUCGCGGCGGGGCUGCCGGUGGUGGCGUUCCCGCAGUGGGGCGACCAGUGCACGGACGCCAAGUACCUCGUGGAGGAGUUCAAGAUGGGCGUGCGCAUCGGCGCGCCGCUGGGACGUGACGCCGUGCGCGACGCCGUGGAGGACGCCGUGGCCGGGCCGGACGCCAGCGCGAUGCUCGAGAACGCCAGGGCGUGGAGCGCGGCGGCGAGGACAGCCGUAGCGCCCGGCGGGUCGUCGGACCGCCACGUGCAGGCGUUCGUAGACGAGGUGGUGGCGCGAGCCAGCGGCGCGCGGGCAGAUAAGGAACCCGUGGCUGGGGAGCAGCAAGGUUUCGGUUCAUCUUCCAUACGUUGAAAUUAAGGAAUCUUUCAGCCAUCUUCAUUGAAAAAAUGUGCAGAGAUUUCUAAAGCUCAAAAGCGAGACACAACCGAAGCAGCUUUGUCUAGGUAGGCGGCUACGUUGGCGCACAGAGUUGGAAGCGUCGAUUGGUACGAGCAUCGCCGCCUAAUUGAAGUCAAUCGUCGACGCUAGGUUGGGAGUCUUGGAGCUUGGCACUGAAGUCUCAAGAUACUGCGAGAGCCAAAGCUAAUAAUCUCUUCAUCUUAAAAUAAGUUUCUCAACUUUAUAUUAUAUGAAAAUAUACAAAGUUGAGACAUUUAUUUUAAAUGAAAAAAGUAAUAAUUACAUUGGUAUUCGUAGCAUGAUAUUUCGUUCGGUUUGAUAAUCUUGUUAUAUUUGUUGUAAGUCAUACAGAGAGCCAGGCAAGCUAUACAUUUCAAUUAAUUGUGUCUA
Molecule: messenger RNA, 2013 nt
Organism: Hordeum vulgare subsp. vulgare (domesticated barley)
Lineage: Eukaryota; Viridiplantae; Streptophyta; Magnoliopsida; Poales; Poaceae
Product: gallate 1-beta-glucosyltransferase 84A23-like
Exons: 1
Coding region: 97-1575 (492 amino acids)
Molecular function (GO): UDP-glycosyltransferase activity
Source: RefSeq, a predicted model, not a curated record